UAUAUGUAAUUGUGAGCUUGAAAUUCGUUAAAGUUAGUGAUUGGCUUUGUGAAAAGUAUUUGGCACAGAUCGGACUUGCACAAUUUGUUUAGAACGUACAUGAUGCCCGUUAAUGGAUUUGAUCUUCUCUCCCAUUGUAUUAAUGGAAAGCUUGCUAGCUUGACUCCCAAUGAUCCGGAGUGUUGUAUAUUUAGAGUGCAUAGCCAGUUACGCAACAUAAAUGACAAGGCAUAUGAACCUCAGUUACUUGCCAUUGGUCCUUACCACCGCGGCAAGGAUGGGUUGAGGCAGAUGGAAGAGCACAAAUUGCGCUAUUUACACCUACUUCUUCGAAGGAUAAACGAAAAUAGUGUGGAAGCAUACAUUAGUGCCAUGAGAGAAUUGGAAGGAAGAGCUCGUAGAUGCUAUGCAGAACCCAUUAGCCUAACCACUGAUGAGUUUGUAGAAAUGAUGCUUCUUGAUGGGUGUUUCAUCAUUGAGUUGUUUCGCAAGUUCAGAAGGAGGUAUCUAAUAGGUGAUCCAUGUGACCCAAUCUUUCAAUUGGAUUGGAUGUGCCCUAUGUUAUUGUGUGAUGUACUGCUAUUCGAAAACCAACUUCCAUUCUUUGUUCUCACUAAAUUGUUCGAGAUGACAGCUGUUCCAAACCAGCAGGGCAACCUUAUUGAUCUAGCCUUGUUUUUCUUGGAAGACUCAUUGCCAUGUGAACGCCGUAGCUCUGAAUCGCUCCAAAAUAGUGGGCAUCUACUUGCUUUGGCACAUAAAUCUAUCACUCCACCAUAUGUAAGAAUCAAUACACAUGUGAAUGUUAUAGAUGUGGAAGAGUGGAAUACGAUACCUAGUGCCACAGAGAUUAAAGAGGCUGGAGUCAAAUUCAAGAAGCUAGAGGGAGUCAACUUGUUUGACAUAAAGUUCAACAAUGGGGUAAUGGAAAUUCCACCUUUGCAAAUAGAUGAUGGAUUAGAAUCUUUGUUCCGAAAUCUGAUUGCAUAUGAGCAAUACAGUCGAAAUAAUAAUGCCAAAUACUUCACAGAAUAUAUGAACUUCAUGGAUAAUCUCAUCAACUCUCCAAAGGAUGUUGAAUUACUUCGUCGACGAGGAAUUAUUGAAAAUUGGUUGGGCGAUGACGAAGCUGUCUCCACCAUGUUUAACAAGCUUGGGGACGGUGUCACAGUAUCCAACUUGAGCUAUGCUCAAAUUUUCAGAGAUGUGAACAAGUAUUGCUGCAGACCUUGGAAUGUGCGGAAGGCAAAAUUGAGGCACAACUACUUCAACAGUCCUUGGGCAUCAAUUUCGUUUUUUGCAGCUGUCUUUGUGAUCCUGCUUGCUUUAACACAGACCACAUUUUCCUUUCUUCCUUACAUUACUCCCCAAAAGUAACAAGUACCUAUUAUUUUGAUCCCAUAAUUAUUAGUUC
Corylus avellana is the source of this 1414-nucleotide messenger RNA. RefSeq names its product UPF0481 protein At3g47200-like. NCBI's taxonomy places the organism in Eukaryota, Viridiplantae, Streptophyta, Magnoliopsida, Fagales, Betulaceae. The record is from RefSeq and is a predicted model, not a curated record.